Molecule: messenger RNA, 591 nt
Organism: Rhagoletis pomonella (apple maggot)
Lineage: Eukaryota; Metazoa; Arthropoda; Insecta; Diptera; Tephritidae
Product: dynein regulatory complex protein 8-like
Exons: 3
Coding region: 1-591 (196 amino acids)
Molecular function (GO): calcium ion binding
Source: RefSeq, a predicted model, not a curated record
AUGCAAGUAAGUGGUGCAAUUGCAUCUCGCAUUUUGUACUUCAAUAACAAGCACGUUCCCAUCACAGUUCCCAUCAACAAUGAAUUGGAGCAACGCAUAUCCGAUGCCUUUUGCAUAUUCGAUCACCACGGCGAUAAACGCAUCGAUAUACGCGAAGUGGGCACAGUGUUGCGCUUCCUUGGCUGCGUGCCUACCGAGCAGGAAAUCAAUGAAGUCAUAGCAGCAACCGAAAUGGAGGAAUCUGCAGGCGAUGUACAUCUCUCCAAAUUUAUGCCGCAUGUGGCGCAAUUGUUAGCUGAACGCAAAAUGGAACCAGCGUCACCUGAAAAAAUCUUAGCUGCCUUUCAAGUCUUGGAUCCAGAGCAAAAGAGCUACAUAACCAAAGAGUAUAUGAGUAAGAUGAUGAUGGAGGAAGGUGAACCGUUCACACAGGAAGAACUCGAUGAAAUGCUUGCCGUAGCCAUUGAUCCCCUUACCGGGAAUAUACCCUACGAGUUCUAUAUCAAUCAGCUAAUGAUCAAUCCGGUCGAUAUGAUAACUCUAGCCGUUAUUAUCGAUACUCAUUGGGCAACCGAUAUCAGCUGUUCAUAG